ACCAAAUACUUAUUCGAAAUGAGACUGAUACCAUGAAAUAGAGUAGCUCAAAAUUUGAAAAAGAGGGUAAAUUAGACCUAUUUAUGUACAAUCCCAUAUUAUAAAAUUGAUUGAGAUGUUUUACUCUGAGAAUCUUUAGAGAAAGAUGAAGUAUAAGACAGUGUAGACCAGUUAGGAUUUGUGCCAAGACUUGGAGUUUAGAUGAACUUUCGGUAAGUCAUCGAUUAUCAAAAGAAAAAAGGUAAAGAUAAGGCAAAAAUGUUUAUAGAUUUUUUAAAUGCAUACAAUUCAAUAAAUAGAGAGAAAUUAUACGAAUUGAUUGUGAAGAGAAUGUGAAUGGAUAGAGAUGCAAGUAGAUUCCUAAUGACAUUAUACGAUGAAGUGUAUUUUGGGAUCAAAUGGAAAAAGAAAAAAUAAACUUGAAAAAUGGAUUAUCAUUAAUAGCACCGAUGUUAGUUAAAUUGAAUUUUAUAAUUUACUGACAGAAAUGAGAAAGAGGAUA
Molecule: messenger RNA, 502 nt
Organism: Paramecium sonneborni
Lineage: Eukaryota; Ciliophora; Oligohymenophorea; Peniculida; Parameciidae
Source: the annotation of a GenBank genome assembly